GUUUGUUUACAAGAUCAUUCUUUUAAAACAACUUUCGUUUUUUAAUAAUUUGCUUGUUUGGAGUUCUUGAUUUUCAACUUGAUCAUGGACGAUGGACUUUUAAUUGAGCAGGUUGAAAAGUUCAGACAUAUUUACGAUAAAAGAAGUAGUUUGUUCAAGAACAAAUUAGCAAGGGAAAAUGCCUGGAAAACCAUUGGGCAUAUCUUGGAAUGUGAUGCUGAACAGUGUGAGCAAAGGUGGAAUGUCUUGCGGAAUAAAUAUGCUGCUCUAAAGCGACAAAAACCCCCAUCUGGUUCCCAAGCAUCUACUGUAUCUUGGCCAUAUUUUGAUGCCAUGAAAUUUCUGGACCCAUUCACCCUAACCAGGGUCAGAAGGAUAUCUUCAUUGAAACAGUCCUCCCAAAGUUCAUCAUCCACCCAGAGUUCAUCCCAGAGUGAUCUAUGGCCAGGGAUGUAUGAAAUGACUCAGCCAGACAUUGUAGUGGAGGAAUUAGAUGGGUCACAAAUUGUUGAUGCUCCUGAAGAGGAAUUAGAGAACAUUGCUCCAAGUUCCCCAGCACCCAAUGUCAUAUUCCAAACACCCACAAUAAAAAGAAAAUAUCCAGAAGAAGGAAAAUCCUUGAAAAAGAAGAAUGAUCCUGUUGCUGAAUCAAUGUCAAUGGCAUUCAAUUCUUUGUCGGAUUCAUUAAAUAGUUAUGUAAGUAUCAAAAAUCAACUAAAGGACAUAGAUCCUUCUGAUAAAUUGUUUGGAGAAAGCAUUGCUGCAGAUUUGUCAAGAAUUAAAAGAAUGAGUGAGAAAAUGUUUGUAAAACAACAAAUUUAUAGUUUUUUACAUGAAUAUUUUAAUAGGGUAGAAAGAGAUUGAAAAAAUAUCAAGUAUUAAUGUUAUGAUUGUGUUAUU
Phaedon cochleariae (mustard beetle) is the source of this 900-nucleotide messenger RNA. Lineage: Eukaryota; Metazoa; Arthropoda; Insecta; Coleoptera; Chrysomelidae. The record is from the annotation of a GenBank genome assembly.